AUGGAUCAGAUGCUGAACAAAGUGGGCUCUUAUUGGUUAGGUCAAAAGGCAAACAAAGAGUUUAACUCCGUCGGUGACGAUUUCAAUGUAUCCUUCCUAUUCCUUUCAGAGUUUUCGUUUAACCUUUUGAUCGUGUUCCAAUCUCAGAGCAAACUCAUCGGCCUAAAAACUAUGCUCAAGAGGGUUAAUUGGCUCUCGAUUUCAAUCGAUGGUUUCUUGCAGUCAUUGUCUAGCAGUAUUGAAGGAGGUACCAAGUGGUUGGUCAACAAAAUCAAAGGAAAAAUGCAGAAGCCAUUGCCUGAGUUGCUGAAGGAGUUUGGUUUGCCGGUGGGAAUCUUUCCACAGGAUGCUACAAACUAUGAGUUCAACGAAGAGACGAGGAAGUUGACCGUGUUCAUCCCUGAGACCUGCGAGGUUGGGUACAGAGAUUCAUCGGUGCUACGGUUUUCGACGACGGUGACGGGUUACCUGGAGAAAGGGAAGCUAGCGGAAGUGGAAGGCUUGAAGACAAAGGUGAUGAUUUGGGUGAAAGUGACUUGUAUCUCUGCAGAGUCAUCAAAGGUGUAUUUCACGGCCGGGAUGAAGAAAAGCAGGAGCAGAGAUGCUUAUGAGGUCAUACGUCCUGGUGUUGCCGUUGAUAAGUUCUGA
Molecule: messenger RNA, 648 nt
Organism: Thlaspi arvense
Lineage: Eukaryota; Viridiplantae; Streptophyta; Magnoliopsida; Brassicales; Brassicaceae
Source: the annotation of a GenBank genome assembly